AUGGAAGAAAUUGAAUAUAUUACUUUAAUUGAAUGGUUUUGUCAUCAAUUUUACUACAAUGGCAUGUUACAUUAUUGCAAAGAAGCAUGUGAUGUGUAUCCAACAAACAAAUAUUUAAAAAUUCUUUUAAGUUUAGCAUACAUUUUAACUGGAAAAGUUCAAGAAGCAAUCAAAGAAAGUUCAAGCCUAACAAAUGAUACAGAUACCAUGUUAGCAGCAUUGCUACUUCAGAAUAUUGCAUAUAUGAAAAAUGAAACUGUUGAAAAAGCUAUUGUAAUACAGAUUGAAACAAGAAUCAGAGAUGAGAGACGAAAAUCAUCUUCGAAUGCGCUGUCGUUAGCAGCUUUAGUAUUAUUCCUGUCUCAAAAAAUUGAUAAAGCGAAAGAUUACGUGGAGAGGGCUUACAAGCUUGAUUUGUCAAAUAAAAACGUUUUAUUGACAAAAGGAUGGAUAGAUUUGUUUAUUGUAAAUGAAAAUAAUUCGAGCGAGCCAAGUUUGUUUGAAGUUGUUCUGGAACAAGAUCCAAAAAAUGUAAAUGCUUUGCUUGGAUCUGCAAAAUACAAGCAACAACAUGGUGAUUAUGCAGAAGCAAUGUUAACAUUGAAUUCAUUAAUCGUACGUUAUCCUAAAUUAUGUUUACCUUUGAUUGAAAAAUUAUAUAAUCAACUUGCAUUGAAAGAUUGGGAUCAAGUUCUGGAAACUGCGAACAGAAUACUUUCAAUUGAUUCUAAUAACUUGGAUGCGAUAAAAGCAUAUUUAUUUAUUAAUCUUUGCAAAGAUGGAAACUACAAGGAAGGACUAAAGCAUUUACAGUCAUUCUUUAGAAAUAUAAUUGUUACAGAAACAAAGAAUGUUGCAGUUUUGGUGAACAAUAUGCAAUUAUUUUCGAGAAUAGCUUGUAAAAAUCAAGGGAUUUUAGCAGAACUUUCUAAAACCAUUGAGAAGAUAUUACAACAGAAUUCAAAAAGUGCAGAUCUUAUGGUAGAAUUAGGAAACUUAUACGUUUCGUUAGGUAAAAUAAAAGAUGCGGAAUAUUGGUACAGAAGCGCUGUUCGAAUAAAUGAAUCUUCGUUUGCUGCUCUAAUGGGAUUAGCACAUUGUCAGCUUCUAGAUACUUCAAUUGAUGCCUUAGAUUUGGCUCAACAGCAGAUAGAAUUUUUAAUGGAAAUGCAAUCAAAUUCUGUGGAUGCAGAAUUGUUUUUCAUGUCAGCCAAAUUGAAUUCUAAUGAUUCCACUAAAGCCUUAAAUUAUUUAAACAAAGCAGCGACUAUCAUAUUAAAUAAUUGUAAAUAUGUACCAUAUGGUUAUGAAUAUAUGAAAAAAUUAAAUCCCGAUUUAUGUUUAGAAAUUUCUAGACAACGUUUAGUUUACUCUAUAACAAAUGAUGCAACAAAUUCUGAGGAAAAGGUAUCCAAUUACGAAGAACCAAGUUUAUAUUUAUUGGAACAAUUAUCAGAAGCAUAUCCUGGUUUAAGUGUAGCACAAUUAUUACUGAGUAAAGCUAAAAUGCAGAGUGGAGACUUAGAAGAUGCUUUGUGCAUAGUAAAAAAUCUUUUAGACAAUGUUGAUUCAUCCGAUGCAAAAGCUCAUUUACUAAUGGCUCAGAUUUUAGCACGUCAAAGGAAUUACCAGACUGCUUCACAAAGUCUUGAAGUUGGUUUAAGUUACAAUUUUAAAAUUAGAGAUAAUCCAAUUUAUCAUUUAAUCAGUGGUAGUAUUCAAAAAGAAUCAAAUGAUAUAGAAGCUGCGAUAAACAGUUUCCAAACAGCUAUGUCAUAUGCAGGGAUGCAAUCACAUAAAAGUACUCUAGAAACCUUAGAUAUUUCAAUAUCUGACAUGGCAACUUUGUACCUUGAAUUAAUUUCUGCUUAUGGAAAAAUAGGACAAUUUAAUGAAGCAUUAGCUGUAGUACAGGAUGCAAAGGUAAAACUUGAAAAUACUACAGAGGAAGGUAGAAUAUUAAUAGGCAAUGCUGAGCUACUUUUAGAAAUGGGGGAAUUGGAUGGUGCCAUUGACUGUUUAUCUAAAGUUACUUCAGAUCAACCUUAUUAUUUGCAAGCGCACACGCGUUUAGCUGAAAUAAAUUUGAAAUACAAAAAAGAUCGUCUUGCGUUUGCUAUAUGUUUCAGAGAGUUAGUCGAACACUGUCCUGGGUCUAAGACAUACAGUAUGCUUGGAGAUGCAUAUAUAUCUAUACAAGAGCCAGAAAGAGCAAUAGAAGCAUAUGAGCAAGCUUUAAAACAGAAUCCUACAAAUAAAGUACAUAUAGCAAGUAAUCUGGGAAUUGCACUCGUAAAAACACAUCAGUACACAAAAGCCAUUAAUUAUUACAGAGAUGUGAUGAAACAGGAAAAUUUUAAAAGCUUGAAAUUGGAUCUUGCAAAAUUAUUCAUAAAAAUGAAACAGUACGAUAAAGCGGAAGCUACAUUGAUCCAAGAGCUACAAGACGGGCGACGUGAUUCAGAUUUAAAAAGCUUAGAAGUGCGUAGUCAGCUUUUGUUACUACUCGCUAAAACUCGAGAAAAAGCAGAUAAUAUUCAAGGUGCUUUAUCAGCAUUGAAGGAAGCUAAGGAAAAUCAGCAUAGGUAUAUGCAACGUUUGGCAGGUUCCAGUUUAGAAGAAGAAAAACAACUUCUAGCUAAUAUCUGUUUAACAAUGGCUGAUCACUCAUCCUCUUUAAGAGACUAUGAUCAAGCUAUUAUAUACUACAAAGAAGCAUUGAAUCAUAAGCCUGUAAACGUAAAUGCUUUGUUAUCUUUAGCAAAGCUUUACAUGCAGACAAACAACCUGGAUCGAUGUACUCAAAGUUGCACAGCUCUCUUGAAUGCAGAUCCAAAUAACGAAGCUGCUUCAAUAAUGAUGGCAGACCUUGCAUUUAGAAAAAUUGACUUUGAUGCGGCAGCGUUUCAUUUUCGACAACUAUUGUUGAAGCAACCAACUUAUUGGACCGCGUUAGCAAGGUUGAUAGAAGUUUCUCGCAGAACAGGAGAUAUGGAUGACCUUCAAGAAUGGCUUCAUAGAGCAGAACUAGGAGUGAGUGGUGCAAAGUUAACUGCUGGUUAUUAUUAUUGCGCGGGCUUGUUGGAUUGGCGUAUGGGUCGGUUAAAUUCCGCGCUUCGUCAGUUUAAUUUCGCGAGACGCGAUCUUGAGUGGGGUCAACAAGCAAUAUAUAAUAUGAUCGAGAUCUGUUUAGAUCCGGAUGAUGACUCUUCUCUCUCAAAUGAGGUUUUUAAUGACGAUGAUAGUGAAUAUCAAAAUUCUAGAACGAUGGCUCUGAAAACAGCCUAUCGUCUACUGCAGGAACUAAAUCCUAAAGGUAGCCCACAUGAAAUGUUGACGCAUAGAUUGUUAAGUAAUUUUUUCCUGCUUGCUACAAAGCAAAAAUCCAAUGUAGAAAAAGCAUUGCAGGAUUGCACAGCAUUAGCUAGUCAAGAGGCAUUAAGGGAUCACGUUGGACCCGCUCUAGGCAUGGCAAUGGCUCAUAUUUUAUUGAAACAAACUCCUAGAGCUCGAAAUCAUUUAAAACGCGUUAGCAAGAAUACCUGGACCUUCGAAGAUGCCGAGUAUCUUGAACGAUGUUGGUUACUUUUAGCGGAUAUUUAUGUACAAUCUAACAAAUAUGAUUUGGCGAAUGAUCUCCUAAGACGUGUUCUGCAACACAAUGCUACCUGUGUUAGAGCUCAUGAGCUAUCAGGAUACAUUGCAGAAAAAGAUCAAAAUUAUCGUGAAGCUGCAUCACAGUAUAGUCAAGCGUGGAAAUAUGGAGGAAAAUCAAAAUUAUCUGUUGCCUAUAAAUUGGCCUAUUGUUCGAUGAAAGCUAAAGCCUAUGCAGAAGGGAUAGAAGCUUGUAACGAAGUUUUGAAACAGAGUCCGGAUUAUCCGCGUAUAAAAAAAGAAAUUUUGGAAAAGUGUAUCAAUAAUUUACGCACAUAA
This is a messenger RNA of Eufriesea mexicana, 3933 nucleotides long. RefSeq names its product tetratricopeptide repeat protein 21B. The record is from RefSeq and is a predicted model, not a curated record. The transcript has 6 exons. Gene Ontology annotation, molecular function: protein binding. The coding region runs from base 1 to 3933 and encodes 1310 amino acids. Gene Ontology annotation, biological process: protein localization to cilium; intraciliary retrograde transport. NCBI's taxonomy places the organism in Eukaryota, Metazoa, Arthropoda, Insecta, Hymenoptera, Apidae. Gene Ontology annotation, cellular component: intraciliary transport particle A.